GGGGGUGGGGGGCUGCCAGAGUCCAGCUAGCAGGAAGGAGCCAGGCUCUUCCUCCCGUUACACUGAGUUGCAUCGCCCCGGCUAGCACAAAUGCACAGCGCGCUCUAGAUCUCGUCUGGCGCAUCAGUGGCACAGCAAGCUCUCUCUCCUGCGCUCCCCAGCAGCAGUGACUGUGUGUGUGUGUCUGGGGGUUGCUCUUUGCUCUCUCUCUCUCUCACACACACACACACCAACGUUCACUCUGCUCCACACUUCAUCCCUUGGCCUUAGCUCGCCCCAUGCCGCGAGCCAGCCCUCCCUCCCCACCCACCCCUCUGUUUUAACACCCCCCUCGCCGAUUUCCUAGUCUGAUUCUCCAUCCUUUUUGCCUCGUUACUGGAAUAAACUGGCCGGCUGGCGUGAUAAACUUUGUGGAGGGAGAGAGCGAUUGGACGCCAAACAGAGAGCCCGUCCAGCUGAGCCUGUGAGAUCCAUCCAUUACAUGGCUCGCCCAGCUGCCAUCGCCCCAAGCUUCCCCUCUCCCUGGAGCCAGGCUAUGUCGUGCUGCUGCCCCCCACCCCCUCACCUGCCACGGACCCAGGCGUCCUGAGCAGGAGGACCACAGAGCCCGACUCUGGAGCACCCCGACGGGAGAAGUUGCAACUUGGAGGGAUAAUGCCCUGGAUUCCUCGCUGCAAGGGCUGCUCUCACGUCAAACCUGUGCUGGGAAUGGAUUUUUUCCUUCCUUUUCUUUUUUGAAAGGCUAUCCCGUCAUAAAGCAAAAGCAGCAGAGCCCGCUCCCCCCUUUGAAGCCAGCCAUGACAACUCAGCAGCGUAUGUCAAGCGGAUUGGAGGGGAGCUACCUCCACGGUUGAGUAACACAGCAACUCUGCCUCCACAGAGUGGGUGUGAAUACAAAUCCCUCAGCUUGGUCAUGCAAGAACACCCUGCUGCCGGGGGGCUUUGAGAAAGGAUUGGGUUUAUUAUCCUGUUUUAAGUAACUUUUGGGAAGAAAGCAGGAGGAAUCAGACACCAGAUCUCGGGGGGAGAGAUUGCCAAAAAAAGGGAGGCUCUUGGGACAACCUGCAAGGAAAUAAAAAUUCCUUCAGACUGCAAACUGGAACCUGACGCUGAAAAGGAUGGAUUUACAAAGAGCCGAGCUGAAUUGAAGUCCGACAGCCCCCGAAAUGUGCAUGGUUGCUGGGGAAGGCUAGCCUGAUUAUAUAUCGCUGUCAGCAGGGUGUGUUGGGUUGGGAAGAAGGAUAAAAGAGGUCGAGCUGAACUGAUGCCCGCUGUGGACAUAAAAAGUCCCUUGGAGUUUGCAAAGCUGCAGCCCCAUCGAUGGAAGUAGGAGUCUGAAGCCCAAGUUGAUCAGAGAGGAGGGAGCGGCAUAGCAGGAAGGUCCCAAAGGUGUAACCCAGGGUCCGCUCCCCACCACCCCCGGCACAAUGACAACAGCAUCCACGGUGACCUCCACAGUGGUGACCACAGCAUCAGCCAUGGACCUGCGUGACUGGCUCCUGCUGUGCUAUGGCCUGGUGGCCUUCCUGAGCGAGGUGAUGGCCAGUGGCGCCUCCUGCCCCUCGGUGUGCCGCUGCGACAACGGCUUCAUCUACUGCAACGACCGGGGCCUGACUUCCAUCCCAGCCGACAUCCCUGACGAUGCCACCACCCUGUACCUACAGAACAACCAGAUCAACAACGCCGGCAUCCCCUCCAACCUCAAGUCCAAACUCAACGUCCAGGUGAUCUAUCUCUAUGAGAACGACCUGGACGAGUUCCCCGUCAACCUGCCACGCUCGCUGCGGGAGCUGCACCUCCAGGACAACAACGUGCGCACCAUUGCUCGUGACUCCCUGGCCCGCAUCCCCCUGCUGGAGAAGCUCCACCUGGACGACAACUCCGUCUCCACUGUCAGCAUUGAGGACGACGCCUUUGCCGACAGCACCCGCCUCAAGCUGCUCUUCCUGUCCCGCAACCACCUCAGCAGCAUCCCGUCUGGCCUGCCUCGCACCUUGGAGGAGCUGCGGCUGGAUGACAACCGCAUCUCCACCAUCCCGCUGCAUGCCUUCAAAGGGCUGAACAGCCUGCGGCGGCUGGUGCUGGAUGGGAACCUGUUGGCCAACCAGCGCAUUGCCGACGACACCUUCAGUCGGCUUCAGAACCUCAGCGAGCUGUCCCUGGUCCGCAACUCUCUGGCUGCCCCUCCGCUCAAUCUGCCCAGCUCCCACCUGCAGAAGCUGUACCUCCAGGAUAAUGCCAUCAGCCACAUCCCCUACAACACCCUCUCCAAAAUGAAGGAGCUCGAGAGGCUGGACUUGUCCAACAACAACCUCACCACUCUGCCCAAGGGCCUGUUUGAUGACCUGGAGAGCCUGACCCAGCUGCUGCUCAGGAACAACCCUUGGUUCUGUGGUUGCAACCUCAUGUGGCUGAGGGACUGGGUCAAGGCCCGGGCCUCAGUGGUCAACGUGAGGGGGCUGAUGUGUCAAGGGCCGGAUAAAGUGAGAGGCAUGGCCAUCAAGGACAUCACCAACGAGAUGGAUGAGUGCUUUGAGGCAGGUGCACAGGGCAACGCAGUGGCGGCCAAGACUACCACCAGCCACGCAGCCGUCACCACACCUCAGGGCUCCCUCUUCACCCUCAAGGCCAAGCGACCUGGGAUCCGCCUGCCAGACUCCAAUAUUGACUACCCCAUGGCCACAGGGACCGGCACUAAGGCCUUGGUUCUCAAUGUCAAGCCACUGACAGCCGACAGCAUCCAGAUUAGCUGGAAGGCCAUGCUGCCUGCAGCUUCCUUCCGGCUCAGCUGGCUGCGUCUGGGUCACAGCCCAGCGGUAGGCUCCAUCACCGAGACCCUGGUGCAAGGGGACAAGACUGAGUACUUGCUAACGGCCCUGGAGCCCAAGUCCACUUACAUCAUCUGCAUGGUCACCAUGGAGACAGGCAGCACCUAUGUGGCAGAUGAAACACCAGUGUGCGCCAAAGCAGAGACAGCUGACACCUACAGCCCCACCACAACCCUCAACCGGGAGCAGAACGUCGACCCAUUGGCUGGGCUGCCUCUGGCAGGGAUCAUUGGUGGGGCGGUGGCCUUAGUCUUCCUCUUCCUGGUCUUGGCAGCCAUUUGCUGGUAUGUCCACCGGACAGGCGAGCUGCUGACGCGGGAGAGGGCCUACAGCAGGGGCAGCCGGAAGAAAGACGACUACGUCGAAUCGGGUACCAAGAAGGACAACUCCAUCCUGGAGAUCCGAGGUCCUGGGCUGCAGAUGCUUCCCAUCAACCCACACCGAGCCAAGGAGGAAUACGUAAUCCACACGAUAUUCCCAUCCAACGGCACCAGCUUAUACAAAAGCACCCAUACCAUCGGCUACGGCACAACCCGUGGAUAUAGAGAAGGCGGCAUCCCAGACAUAGAUUACACCUAUACAUGAUGGAGAACCAUCGCUCCCUCUCAACCCUCACACUGCCCCAUGCCGCUGCCACCUGGUGGCUUACAAAUUGAGGAGAAACUAUUUUCCCUACCAGAAACGGCUUGAGUGGCAGGCAUUGGGGAGAAGGGAGGGAAAAACUAUUUUGUAGAAAAACAAGGGGUGGUUAAAAAUUAAAAAAAAAAAGACAAUUUAUAUUUAAUAUUCCAGAUUUCAAACAAACAACACAUGCUCAUGGAUUGUUAUGGAUCGAGGC
Molecule: messenger RNA, 3666 nt
Organism: Chrysemys picta bellii (western painted turtle)
Lineage: Eukaryota; Metazoa; Chordata; Testudines; Emydidae
Gene: FLRT1
Product: fibronectin leucine rich transmembrane protein 1
Molecular function (GO): protein binding
Source: RefSeq, a predicted model, not a curated record